CAUUUUUUUGCAGCACCAUUUAAAAUUAUUCCACUAUACAAAGGUGUUGAAGGCGAUUUUUCUUUAAGGAUCUUUUGUAUGACCACUGGUGAUCUUAAGCCUACUAUUACUUGGAAAGUUGACGGAGCUACCAUUACACCAAGUUCUAAGUACACCAUUAAAAACGGAGAACUAGUUAUUUAUUUCCCAAAACAAAACGACAGUAAAAUAUACGUCUGUGAAGCCCAAAAUUAUUUGGGUACUCAUAGUGCCGAAUUCCAAGUACAAAUUGAUGUUCCAGAGAUACACAAAAUAAGGCCUGUUGUUAAUAUAGAAGAAGGUCAGAGAACAGAAGUAGAUUACGAUGGGAUGGUCAAACUGUCGUGCAAAGUGUCCAGCUACCCAGAACCUAAAAUCAGUUGGAUGAAUGCUAAGGGAACAGUAGCUAAAUCUGAGAGUUCGACCCUGAUAGCACCCUACGACUACAUUAGUUACAUAACAAUUUCAAACAUAACGAAAGCUGACAAAUAUAAAUGCUAUGCCGUAAAUAAUAUUGGUAGUGAUGAAAAAGUAAUUGAUGUCGACGUAAAAGAUGCCUUUGAUGUUAAAUCAGUACCCGAAGGUACAACUGGAGUGCUCUACGAUUCUGAAGGAAUCAUUACAUGUGAUAUUACAUCAAAACACCUGAUGAAUAUUCGAUGGUACUACGCAGAUGAAAUCACUCGAAUAGACAGAGAAAUCUCCUCAUCAGAGCUAUACCAAAUCUCUAGAGGCGGCAAACAACUAAAAAUAAUGAAAAUGAAUUUGAAUUUGGUCGGAAAGUAUACUUGCAAAGCAACUCUACAGAACCACAGAGAUGUUCAGAAGAUUUUCAGCACUAGAGUAAAAGCAGACGGUCUUGGUGAGUGUUAUUAAGAUCCGGUA
Trichoplusia ni (cabbage looper) is the source of this 903-nucleotide messenger RNA. Its product is annotated as contactin-6-like. The transcript is spliced from 5 exons. Lineage: Eukaryota; Metazoa; Arthropoda; Insecta; Lepidoptera; Noctuidae. Bases 79 to 894 code for a protein of 271 amino acids. The record is from RefSeq and is a predicted model, not a curated record.